Messenger RNA from Homalodisca vitripennis (glassy-winged sharpshooter), 5461 nucleotides. Its product is annotated as hornerin-like. The transcript is spliced from 5 exons. The record is from RefSeq and is a predicted model, not a curated record. The annotation marks the transcript as partial. Lineage: Eukaryota; Metazoa; Arthropoda; Insecta; Hemiptera; Cicadellidae.
UGAUUUACAACACGAAAAUUUUUUGGACGCUAUUAUCGUUAUCGCUGCGCUAAACCUUAAAAAUGCUUCUUCAUUGCAAAAACAUAGGUAUGUGGGUGUGAGAGGUUGUCCCACCACUCGGAACAGACCAAGUCAACUUGACCCACUCACCUCCCAUACACAGUACAUUUCAACAGAGCGUAGAAGCAGAGGGGCAGCAGGAAGGAGGGGGCAGGAGCAGCAGAGGCAGGAGGAGAGGGCAGGGCAGGGGGAGAAGGCAGCAGGGAGGGGGGGGCAGCCAGACAGGGCAGGGGUCAGGGGAGCAGGGCAGCAAGAGCAGGAGCAGCAGGGCAUGGCAGGGAGAGAGCAAGGGGCAAAAGCAGAGGGCAGCAGGGGAGCAGGAGCAGAGAGCAGAGGGGGGGAGAAAGUAGGAAUACAGGCAGGCACACAGGGAGAGGCACAGGACAUCAGGGGAGAGCAGCAGCAGAGGAGCAGGCAAGGGGAGGCAGGGUGCAGCAGCAGGGGGGAGCAGCAGGGGGCAGGGGAGACAGUCAAGCAAGCAGAAGGGGGGAUCAAGCACCAGCAAGAGGGGGAGAGACAGCACGGCAGGGGGGUCAUGGGGAGGAUGAGACAGCAGCAGGAGGGAGAGCAAGGAGGGGCAGGGCAGGCAGAGUGGCAGAGGGGGGCAGGAGCAGCAAGGCAGCAGGGAGUCAGGGGAUAUCAGGCAGAGGAAGGCAGGCAGGGCAGAGCAAAAGAGCAGGAGGGGGGGCAAGGCAUCAGGGAACAGGGAGCAGCAGCAAGGCAGGGAGGCAAGGGAAGGGGGCAGAUCAGGGGCAGGGGAUGCAGGCAGAGGGAGGGAGGGAACAGGGGGAAACAGGAGCAGGCCAGAAACAAUCAGCAGGGGCAGGGGAAGGCAGCAGGAGGAGGAGGAAGCAGAGGGGGAGGCAGGCACAGAGCAGGAGGAGAGAGGAGGGUAGCAGAGGGGCACAGGGGGGCAGGAGAGCAGGAGCAGCAGAGUCAGGAGCAGGGGCAGCAGGGUCAGGGCAAAGCAGGGAGAGCAGAGCAGACAGGGACAGCAGCAGCAAGGGAGAGCAGAGACAGCAGCAGGGGGGGCAGGGGGGCAGAGCAGGGGGCAGGCAAGGGAGCAGCAGGGCAGCAAGCAGGAGGGGAGGCGAGCAGAGAGGCAGGUCAGGGAGACAUCAGCCGCAGGAUCAGGAGGGCAAGGCAUGCAGGAGCAGGGGCCGUAUCAGGCAGAUCAGGAGAGGGCAAGACGAGGCAGCAAAGGGGGGGAGAUCAGAGGAGGUCAGCAGGCAGAGUAAGGAUGGGAGAGGGGGGAGAGGGAGAGGCAUGGGCACACAGCAGCAGGAGGAGCAGAACAAAGGGGGGGGCAGGCACACAGAGAGGCAGGGGGGAGCAGGAGCAGGGAUCAGGGGGGGGGAGUGGGCAGGCAAGGGGCAGCAGGCAGCGCAGCCAGGGGGCAGGAGGGGCAGGAGGAGGAGGGGCAGGGAGGGGGAGGAGGGGAGGGCAGCAGCAGCAGCAGGGGGGGAGCAAGGAGUGGGACAGGGGCAACAGCAGGCAGGAGGAGGGAGGUGGGGGUCACAGGCAGCAGAGCAGGCAGGCAGGGGGAGCAGGGGGCCAGAGGAGGCCAGCGGCAGGCAAGGGGGAGGGGACAAGGGGGGGUGGGGCGAGUAGGGGCAAGAAGGGGCAGCAGGCAAGAUCAGAGGGCAGCAAGAGCAAGAACAGAGCAGGGGGCAGAAGAUCAAGAGCAGGCAAGAGCAGGGAAGGGGGGAGCAGGAGGGAGUCAGGAGGAUAUCAAGGAGCCAGCAGGAAGCAGGAAGAGAGAGAGGGCACAGGGAGGUCAGGCAGAGGGAAGGGUCAGAGGAGCAGGAGGAGGCAGCAAGCAGAUCAGCAGGGGCAGAGUCAAGGAGCAGAGGGGAGAGCAGCAGGCAGUCAGGGCGGCAACAGGACAGCCAGAGGCAGGCAGAGCAGCAGCAAGGGGCAGAGCCAGAGGCAGCAAGCAGCAAGGAAAUCAGGGGAGGGGAAAACAGGGGAGGAGGCAUUGUGGGUGGGAGGGGAAGGGAGGCAGGACAGGAGUGAGCAGCAGCAGCAGGGCAGCAGAAGCAGGAAAGGGCAGAAGCAGGGGGAGGGGAGGAAAGGGGCAUCAGGAGGGACAGGGACAGAGGCAGGCAGCAGGGGGGAGGAGGCAGGAGGGGGGGAGAGGGGUCAGGGAGAGUGGGGCAAGGGGCAGCAGCAGGCAGAGAGGCAGGGGCAGCAGGCAGGGCUAGGCAGGUCAGGGGGCAGAGCAGACACGCAGGAGAACAGAAGGCAGUGGGGGCAGGCAGACAGGGAAGGCAGGAAGAGCAGGAGAGAAAGAGGCAGAGUCAGAGAAAGAGAGGGGGGGCCACAGCAGAGCACAGGGCAGAGGGGGGAGGCAGGGAGGGAAGAGAGAAUAGCAGGGGCAGGAGUGCAGAAGGACAGAGGGGAAGAGCAGGUCAAGGAAGCAUCAGACAGGGGGGAGGCAGCAGGCAGGAGGUGGGAGGUACAGACGGGGGAGGCAAAAGCAGAGCAAGCAGGCAAUGAGCAGGGGAGAGCAGGCAAGGGAGGGCCAGCAGGGAGAGGGCACAGGAAGAGGCAGGGGUCAGAUCAGGAGAAGGGGGAGGGGUCAGGCAGGGAGAUCAGUGAGCAGAGCAGAGGGGCACAGGGGGAAGGAGGGAGGCAGGAAGACAGGAGGGAAGCAGGGAAAGGUCAGAGGGGGCAGCAGCAGAGCAGAAAGAGAGAAGACAGAGGCAGCAGGGCAGCAGGGAGAGACAGGAGGCAGCAUGCAGCAGGAAGACAGCAAGGGGAGGGGGGCAGAGGGAAGGAGGGAGGCAGCCAAGCAGCAAAGAAGGCAGCAGGGCAGCAGCAGAAGGGCAGAGGGCAGGAGGCCAGAGCAGGUGUCCGUGCAGGGCAGGGGGGGGCAAGCAGGGUGGCAGAGGCAAGACAGGCAGGGGGGCAGCAGGGAGGCAGGGGGGACAGGAGCAGGGGAGAGGAGGAAGCAGAGGCAGAGGCAGAAGGUGCAGGGGGACCUCAGAAGCAAGGAGAGUCAAGGGCAGAGGGAGCAGGGGGCACGCAGAGGGGCAUGGGCCAGGGCAAGAGCAGGCAGGCAGGGGAGAUCAGGGGCAAGGAGCAGAUCAGGGCAGCAGCAACAGGAGAGCAGAAGGCAAGGAGGGAUCAGCAGGGCAGCAGCAGGGCAGGGGACCAAGAAAGAAAAGGGCAGGGAGGCAAGCAGGACAGGGAAUCAGGGGGGGCAGCAGGGCAGGGGGAGAGGGGGGAGUCAGGCAGGGCAGGAGGAGGACAGGCAAAGCAGGGGGGCAGGGUCAGCAGGUCAGGAGAGCCCAGUUAUCAGGGAAGGCAGGGGCAGCAGCAGCAGGAGGGGUGGGGGAGGGGGGUCAAGCAGCCAGGCAGGGGCAGGGCAGCAGAGGGAGCAAGACAGCAGCAGGGGAGAGGAGCAGAGGUUAUCAGCAGGGAGGCCAGGGGAGCAGGAGUGCAAGGCAGGAGGCAGGAGAUCACACAGGGAGACAGCAGGGAGGGCAGCACCAGGAGGGAGGCAAGAGAGACAGGGGAGCAUGCAGGGGCAGGAGCAUGCAGAGCAAGACAGCAGGCAGAGAGAGGAGGAGCAGAGGGCAGCAGAGAAGAGCAGCAAGCAGGGACAACAGGCAGGAGCAGAGUAAGUAGGCAGGGACAGGCAGCAGGAAGACUAAGGGAGAGGAGCAGGGGCAGGGCUAGGAGGAUGAAGGGGGGUCAGCAGCAGGGCAGGAGGCAGCACAAGGGGGUCAGAGACCAAGCAGCAAGGGGGAGCAGCAGGGCAGCACAGGAAGGCACAGAGGGCAGGGGCAAGGGGGAAGAGGAAGGAGAGAACAGCAGGCAGGCAGCAGGUAUCAUGAUCAGCAGCAGCAGGAGCAGCAGGGAGGCAGGGAGGCAGGGAGGCAGAAAAAAAAGAGGCAUGGGCAGAAGGAGGCACAGGCAGAGGCAAGGCAGGACAGAAUGGGGGGGGGGGCAGCACACAUGUCAGGUCAGGGAGGGCAGAAAGGGCAGGCAGGGAUUCAGGAGCAGGAGGACAGGCAGGGCAGGAAGCAGAGGCAGAGGGCACAGAGCAGGGAGGCACAUAGGAGACAAGGGGAGGACAGAAGCAGCAGCAGAGGGGGGAGGGCAGAGGGGGGGGGCAAAAGAAGGGAGGCAGGACAGAGGGGCAGGGCAAGAGGUGCAGGGAGGCAGGGCAGAAAAAGACAGCAGGGGACAGCAGUGGGAGAACAGGAAGCAGAGGUCAGAGGGCACGAGGGGCUCAAAGGGGGGCAGGAUAAGAGCAAGGAAGAGGCAGAGGAGGGGGGCACCAGCAGGGGAGGGCAGGGAGGAGGGAGAGGGAGGGGCAGGAGGUGGAGAGGCAGCAAAAGGCAGAACAGGAGGGAAAGGAACAGAGGAGGCAGCAAGCAGCAACGGUGGAGGCAGCACCAGGGGAGCAGGAAGGCAAGCAGGAGAGAAGAGGGGGGCAGCAGGAGGCAGGUCAAGGCAGCAGGGAGGGAACAGGACAGGGCCACAGCAUGGGAGCAAGGCCGGCAGCAGCAGGGAGGGGAGAGCAGGCAGAGCAGAAGGAGGCAGGGAAGGGGAAAGAACAACACAGAGAGCAAAAGCACAGGAGAGGAUAGAGCCAGGGGGCGGGAAGCAGCACGAUAGCGAGCAUGGUGCAGGCAGGCAGGGAAGGAGGGAGAGGGGGGAGGACAGGGGGGCAGCAGCUAGGGGUCAGCAAGGGGAGCAGGGGGGCAGGGCAGGCAGAGGAAGCAUGAGGAAGGGAGUGCAUCAGGAAAGCAUGCAAAGGGAGCAGAGCAUGCAGGGAGCACAAAGUGCAGGCAGGGAGAGGGAGGCAGAAGGGGGACAGGUGGGGCAGGAGGGGGGGACAGGUCAGGGGGGGCAGAGGCAGGCGAGGAGGGGGGCAGGAGAGAAGCAGGCUAAGGGCAGAGCAGGCAGGGCAGCACAGAGAGAGGCAGGAGGGAGAGAAGUGAGGAGGGCAGGCAGCAGAGAGGAGCAGGGAGGCAGGCAGGAAGUGGGAGAGAGGGGCAGGAAGGGGGGAGCAGAGGAGGCAGGAGGAGACAGUAGCAGAAGGGCAGGCAAGGGGGCAGAAGGAGCAGAGCAGAGGCAGAGACAGGAUCAGCAGAAGGGGCACCCAGAGCAGGGACAGGAGGAGGGGAGCAGCGGGAAAGAGAGGAUCAGCAGAGCAGUGCAGAAGGGCCAGAGAGCAGGAGGCAGAGCAAGGAGCAGGGUACAGCAGGGGGAGGCAGGUCAGCAGCAGGCAGCAGAGCAGAGGGGAGGGAGAGGAGGGGGGAAGUCAAGAAGCAGGGGGUCAGGAGAAGGAGGCAGCAGAGGGGGUGGGGGGAGGGAGGGCAGGCAGAUGGAGGCAGAGAGCAGAGAGGGGGCAGAUCAGGAGAGCAGGGGCAAGAGAGGGGCAUAA